AUGGAUACCGAAGGAAAGAACACAGAUGCUGCAUAUGCUGCAGAUGCUGAGCUGCAGUUCGAAUCACCACCGCCAGCCUCUGAAGGCGAAGAGAUCGAGGUCGAGGAGGCAGACGAGACGAUGCCGGUGACACAGCCUGAUGUCUCGCAUCCUGAGGAGGAAGCUGUGGCGGAUCCUCAAUCCGUGGAACCAGAGAGUCUGAAGCCAGAGCCUGUGGAGCCCAUGGAGCCCAUGGAGCCCAUGGAGCCCGAAUCAACGGAAGCAACGGACCCAGAGCCGGCGUCGCCACAAGAGAAGGACCUGCCGGAGCUGAAAGCUCCAGAGCUUCCCAAAGAGGCGCAAGGACCUGCGCCAAAAUUGAGGAACUUUUUCCGGCGCCAUGCAGAGGAGGGUCGCAGACACAAUCCUGUGAGCACUUCGAAGAUUGGCAAGAUCGUCGCUCCGGCGGUUGAGAUCGUGGAGAAGGUGAACGAGGAAAAUGGCGAUGCUGGCGAUGCUGAUGACGAGGCUCAGAUUGGAGAGGAAAUGGAGCAUCCUGCGGAGCAUCCUGCGGAGCCGGCGGUAGACGUGCCUGAGCAGCCUGAAGAGCAGCCUGAGGAGCAGCCUGAGGAGCAGCCUGAGGAGCAGCCUGAGGAGCAGCCUGAGGAGCCGGAGCAGCCCGAGCAUCUUGCAGAGGAGCUUGAGCAGCCUCCAGAGUCAGAGCUGGCCAAUAUCGACAAGGCCGAACAGAGCCCAGAUCAGUCUGAGGCGAAGCUUGACAACAGUCUUGAAGACACUGGAACCCUGACAGAGGAUGCAAAAGUGGAGGGACAAGAAACAAGCCGUCCAUUCACAGAGGCUGAGGAGGCCUGUGUCCCAGAAGUACCAGCAUCUGGACGUGCAAGUCUUCGCAGUUCCGAGCCUGAAAGAAGGUCCAAGUCAGCUGCUCCCUUCUUGGCAGAGAUGCCAGAGCAGCGUGAGCUGGCAAGGCGUGUGUGGCGUGCUUCUGCGGUGCCAAGGGCUGGGAAGCCAAGAGUUCAGGAGACGUUGACACAUGUUCCACAAGUUCCACAAGGCCGAGGUGCUCCCCAUCGUCGAGAUGAGAACAGGAGAAUUCUACGAGGCAAGAACGGGCCUCGCUCCGUGUCUCCUCGAGAGGUGGCUUCUCGCAGAACUCCGUCAGCAGGCCGUGGCAAGCAAGCUGAGAAGGAGAAGGAACCGCGAGUGUGGAAGGCGCGGAAGUUUCAACCCGAGUCUUCAGCAAAGAUGCCAUUUACCAGGCCUCCACCUCCACCUCCAAUCGAGAUGCUGCCGGAAAUGACGUGGAAACCCCAGAAGGCGCCUGAGCGCGUUCGUGUACAUUGA
Messenger RNA from Cladocopium goreaui, 1344 nucleotides. The record is from the annotation of a GenBank genome assembly. Lineage: Eukaryota; Dinophyceae; Suessiales; Symbiodiniaceae.